AUGGCAACUCGCUCGGUCUUCCAUAGUAUUAGAGGUCGAUUCACAAAUGGUGCUGUUGUCGGAAGCAAUUCCAUCCGAAACGCCGAAUCUUCUCAUUUCUCCAAACCCUACAGCGCUGACGCGGCAAUCGGAGGCUCGCUCGUCGAGGAUUCUGAGGAGAAAGACGAUCUGAAAAGCCGGAUUUUCAGAUUGAGACUUCCGAAGCGGAGCGCGACGACCGUUCUCGAGAAAUGGGUUGGUGAAGGGAAUCAGAUAACAGUCAACGAACUUCGAGAGAUCUCUAGAGAACUCAGAAGAACUCGCCGUUACAAACACGCUCUCGAGGUCACAGAGUAUUUGGUUCAACAUGAAGAACCCAACAUCUCAGACGCUGAUUACGCAUCGCGUAUAGAUCUGAUAUCAAAAGUCUUCGGGAUCGAUGCAGCUGAACGCUACUUCGAAAGUCUGCAACUACCUUCAAAGACAUCUGAAACCUAUACUUCACUCCUUCACGCUUACGCUGCCUCCAAACAAACCGAACGAGCCGAAGCCUUGUUCAAGAGAAUCAUUGAGAGUGAGAGUCUUACCUUCAGUGCCAUCACAUACAAUGAGAUGAUGACUUUGUACAUGUCUGUUGGAGAAGUUGAGAAAGUGCGUGAGGUUAUACAAGUGAUGAAGCGUAAACAGGUUUCUCCUGAUAUAUAUACUUACAACCUGUGGUUGAGUUCAUGUGCUGCUACGUUUAGUAUUGAUGAGGUUAGAAAGAUUCUUGAGGAGAUGAGGAGUGAUGGUGGUUUCAAUGAGGGUUGGUCACUGUAUAUUGAUCUUACUAGUAUCUAUAUAGAGAGUAGUAGGUUAACAAAUGCAGAGUCUAGCUCACCUGUUGAGUCUGAGAAAUCUAUUUCACAAAGGGAAUGGGUGACGUAUGACUUUCUUAUGAUUCUGCACACUGGGUUAGGAAACAAGGGUAUGAUAGAUCAGAUUUGGAAGUCUUUGAGAAACACUAACCAGAAGUUGAGCAGCAGAAGCUAUAUAUGUGUUAUGUCAUCUUAUGUAAUGCUUGGUCAUUUGAGAGAAGCUGGAGAAGUUGUGGAUCAGUGGAAGGAGUCUAAAACGACAGAGUUUGAUGCUUCUGCUUGCUCUAGGAUCUUGAAUGCUUUUAGAGAUGCUGGGUUAGAGGAAAAGGCUAGUGACUUUCACUUGCUUUUGGUGGAGAAGCAAUGCAGCUUGGAGAACGAGGUAUCAUAA
Messenger RNA from Eruca vesicaria subsp. sativa (arugula), 1227 nucleotides. Lineage: Eukaryota; Viridiplantae; Streptophyta; Magnoliopsida; Brassicales; Brassicaceae. The record is from the annotation of a GenBank genome assembly.